Lentinula edodes (shiitake mushroom) is the source of this 2633-nucleotide messenger RNA. Its product is annotated as DUF1793-domain-containing protein. The coding region runs from base 419 to 2488 and encodes 689 amino acids. The record is from RefSeq and is a predicted model, not a curated record. Lineage: Eukaryota; Fungi; Basidiomycota; Agaricomycetes; Agaricales; Omphalotaceae. The transcript is spliced from 20 exons.
AACUGAUCACUCGAAGUAUGCUCAGUCAAGCAUCUGAUUUUGCCAGAAUCCCAAUGUUGAAGAUCAUUCUAUUUGUAGUCUUUAACCUCACGCUACCUCUCAAAUUCAAUGGAAGAACUAGGCAUCUAUUUUCUCAUUUGGACAAAUUUCAUCAUAAACGAAUCACUUGUUCAUCUUUCCUCGAGUUGGUGACUUAUGAAUUUCAUUGGGUCUCAUGAUUCUUCACUGCUUCUCUCUGUGCUUCAAUUAUACUGUUGCAUACGCCGACGGCUUGCGAUGGUAUAAGCAACGAUCAGCCGCCAUAUGAGCCUUGGCAGUUGAAUGAAACUCGAAAAAAUUAUAAAGAUGUGCCUUGAAAUAUCCGACUUCUUGAAUUAUCCGACUCCAUUUUGUCUUCCCUUCCACCUUCUCCCCAACAAUGCGCUCUCUACAUCAUAUUCCUCUCUCUGCUUUCCUUCUCUCCGCGGUCUAUGCGUGGACAUCAACCCCAUUCAACCCUCCUUCGGUUCCCCUUGCAGUCAGGACGCCUUACCUCUCUUGCUGGCUCCCGCAAGGAAGUGGUAAUGCUCUCAAUUCCGUUUGGCCAGAAUUUUGGACCGGCUCUAUUCUCGGAUGGGCAGGUUUUGUCAAGGUCGACGGAGUUGCUUAUAGUUUCUUGGGAGCUCCCGCUGUGUCAGGCGCGACUUUUUCCCAAGCUACGCAACAGAGCUUUUCUUUCACCUCUACUCAGAGCACAUUCGUCCUUUCUGCCGGCCCGAUCGACGUGACCGUCAACUUCCUCAGCCCAGUCGAGCCAACCGAUCUUGUCAAACAAUCCGUGCCAUUCUCGUACAUGGCUGUCUCCGCGGCAUCUACUGAUGGAGCGACGCAUUCUGUCCAAAUUUAUUCUGAUAUCAGUGCUGAAUGGGUUUCUGGCGACGAUUCAUUAACUGUCAAUUGGACAACAACGACUGGUGAUAUCUUAACUCAUCAGGUUCAGCUGACAUCACCGACAUUGUAUGGAGAAGUCAGUGAUCACACACAAUAUGGAUCGGCCUUCUACUCUACACCAAACACUGUAUCUGCUACUUAUCAAACGGGACAGGAUAUCGUAGUCCGUGCCCAGUUCAUCAACAACGGUGUGCUCGCAAACACUGAAGACACCAACUUCCGCGCUGUCAGCAAUGAUUGGCCCGUUUUUGGUCUAGCUCACAACCUCGGUAGUGUCGGCAGCACCGAAUCCUCUCCGGUGAUUUACUCUGUCGGACACAUUCGAGAUCCAGCCCUUGAAUAUGUGGUCGUUGGUGGUACACAAGCACGGAGCUUGUACUUCUGGAGCGAAUAUUCCACGCCUGCUGCAGUGAUAUCAGAGUUCCUUGGGGAUUACAGUGCUGCGUUGACCAGAGCCACCACUUUUGAUGCUAAAGUUCAGAGUGAUGCUAGUGCCAUCUCUACUGAAUAUGCGGGCAUCGUCGCUCUGUCUGUUCGUCAGUCCCUGGGUGCCAAUGAAAUAACCAUCAGCAAAGAAUCAAGCGGAGCAUGGAAUACCAGUGAUGUUAUGGUGUUCCUUAAAGAAAUAUCCAGUGACGGAAAUGUGAACACAGUAGAUGUCAUUAACCCCGCCUGGCCUAUAUACCUGUAUACCAACCCCGCACUCGGAAAAUACCUGUUAGAAGGACUUUUCCGUUAUCAGGAGACUGGACUUUACCCUAACAAAUGGAGCGUGCAUGACCUCGGCGCAAGCUAUCCCAAAGCUCUUGGGCAUAAUGACGGUGCGGACGAAGCAAUGCCAGUUGAAGAAUGUGGCAACAUGCUCAUGAUGGCACUGAGCUAUGCGCAAAAGUCUGGCGAUAACUCACAACUCGCAGCCUACUCGAACUUGCUCGAUCAGUGGACUCAGUACCUCAUCUCCGACUCUUUGAUUCCCGGGAAUCAAAUAUCCACAGACGACUUUGCUGGUUCGUUGGCUAACCAAACCAAUCUCGCUAUCAAAGGUAUCGUUGGAAUCAAAGCGAUGUCCGAGAUCUGGGGGAUUUUGGGCAAUACGGCGCAGCAGAACAACUAUAGUUCCAUCGCAUCGAACUACGUCACUCAGUGGCAAACUUUUGCAACUUCGACUACCGGGCCACAUCUUACACUCGAUUACAACGACGAGAGCUCUUGGGGAUUAUCCUACAACCUCUUUGGAGACAAACUGUUGGGCCUGAACUUGUUCCCUGCGUCGGUGUAUGAUGAACAGACGGCUUGGUAUCCUACUGUCGAUAACGCAUUUGGUGUACCUUUGGACACUCGACACACAUACACAAAAACAGACUGGCAAAUCUGGACUUCAACACUUAUGACUAACACUGCUACCAGAGAUAUCUUCAUCGAGGCUGUAUACAAGUGGGCGUCGAGUGGAACGAAUAAUGCUCCGCUUGGCGACUGGUACGACACGAUUGCGGGGGCUCCGGAAGGAUUCAGAGCGAGACCGGUUGUCGGUGGACAUCUCGCCCAUCUCGUUCUAUGAGGAGCUGAGUAGGAAGGCGCAUUUAUUGGGUAAUGAAAACUGUUACAAGUCCUCGGAGACGGAGGUCAGAGCAUGAUACUUGGGUUUUGUAUCUUUCGAAUGGAAAUAAACAACGGCGAUUUAUGCCACUCUCUUUUUUGCAACC